Messenger RNA from Cyprinus carpio (common carp), 3093 nucleotides. Its product is annotated as NLR family CARD domain-containing protein 3-like. The record is from RefSeq and is a predicted model, not a curated record. Lineage: Eukaryota; Metazoa; Chordata; Actinopteri; Cypriniformes; Cyprinidae. The transcript is spliced from 7 exons. Gene Ontology annotation, molecular function: protein binding. Bases 1 to 2919 code for a protein of 972 amino acids.
AUGAAUAUUUAUGGUGGACAGUCGCCUAUGUUCUGGGGGAUAAGCGGAGGACAGGAAAGUGGAGUGUGUGGCACUGUCGACAUUGACAUAACCGGCAGAGUUCCCUCAGCCACUGACAGCAGCACCCCGCCGCCACGUCAAGAGGAAGAGCCAGACAGUCAAGAUGAGAAUACAGUGAGCCUGUCUUUGAAUUGGGACCGAGGCAGUGGUAGAGUGGUGGAGGAGGCCGUGCUGGAGAGACGUGAGGGGACGGGAGAUGAAGAGUCUGAGUCAGUGUCAGCAUCAGCUACAGCUGCUGGUCCCAUGUUUUGCACAUCGGUGUCGAGAGGAACAACCAUGUCAAUGGUGCUAGACAAACAAUACAGAAAUCUUGAACUCAAUGAAGCCCUAAACACCUUUAGAUCAAAUCUGCUGAAGAAGUUUGCGUGUCUGUAUGAGGGAACAGCGACGCAGAGAAACCCAAAACUGCUGAAUGAGAUCUACACAGAGCUGUACAUCACAGAGAGUGAGAGUGGAGAGAUCAGUAAUGAGCAUGAGGUGAGACAGAUUGAGACACUAUCCAGGAGAGCAGCAACAGAGGACACAGCCAUCAAAUGCAGUGACAUCUUUAGAGCUUUACCUGGACAAGACAAAGCCAUCAGAACUGUGCUGACAAAGGGAGUCGCUGGCAUUGGAAAAACAGUCUCUGUGCAGAAGUUGAUCCUGGACUGGGCUGAAGGGAAAGAGAAUCAGGACGUCCAGCUCAUAUUUCCACUUCCUUUCAGAGAAAUCAACUUGAUGAAGAACAAAACACUCAGUCUUUCAGAUCUUCUUAAUUUCUUUUUUCCUGAAACUAAAGAAAUGGAAAUAUCCAGUGAUGAAUAUAAAGUUUUGUUCAUCUUUGAUGGUCUGGACGAGUGUCGUCUGUCUCUGGACUUUAAGAGUAAAGUGAAACUGUGUAAUAUAUCUGAAUCAGCCUCAGUGGACGUGCUGCUGGUGAACCUCAUUGUGGGGAAUCUGCUUCCCUCUGCUCUCAUCUGGAUCACCUCCAGACCAGCAGCAGCUGAUCUCGUCCCCUCUGAGUGUGUCCAUCGAGUGACAGAGGUACGAGGCUUCAAUGAGCCACAGAAGGAGGAAUACUUCAGGAAGAGGAUCAGUGAUCAGAGUCUGGCCGAUAGGAUCAUCUCACACCUGAAGUCAUCAAGGAGCCUCUUCAUCAUGUGCCACAUCCCAGUCUUCUGCUGGAUCUCAGCCGCUGUUCUGGAGAAGAUGUUGAGUCGAGCAGAGAGUGGAGAGAUUCCCAAGACUCUCACGCAAAUGUACACACACUUCCUGAUCCUUCAGACCAAUAUCAAACAUCAGAAGGACUAUGAGAAGAAUGUGACAGAUGAAGACAUGAUCCUCAAACUGGGGAAACUGGCUUUCCAGCAGCUUGUGAAAAGAAACCUGAUCUUCUAUGAGGAAGACCUGAGAGAGUGUGACAUUGAUGUGACAGAAGCAUCAGUGUACUCAGGACUGUGCACUCAGAUCUUCAGAGAGGAGUUGGGCUUGUAUCAGGGGAAAGUCUACUGCUUUGUUCAUCUGAGCCUUCAGGAACAUCUAGCAGCUAUAUAUGUGCAUCACUCCUGUACAAUAAAGAACAGAAAUGUAUUUGACCAAACCAAACAGAGUCUUUUUAAUCUGAAGAAAUAUAAUUCACUAUCUGAGCUGCAUCAGAGAGCAUUAAAAAAGGCCUUAAAGAGUGAGAAUGGAUAUCUGGAUCUUUUCCUGCGUUUUCUUCUGGGUCUCUCAGUGGAGUCCAAUCAGACUCUCUUACGAAAACUACUGACACAGACAGGAAGCUGCUCCUACAACAAAGAGAAAACAGUUCAGUCCAUCAAGCAGAAGAUCAGAGAGAAUCGCUCUCCAGAGAAAUCCAUCAAUCUGUUCCACUGUCUGAAUGAACUGGGUGAUGAUACACUGAUGCAGGAGAUCCAAGAUUAUCUGAAAUCUGGAGAAAUAAAACAAACUAAACUCUCCUCUUCACAGUGGUCAGCUCUGAUUUAUGUGUUGCUGACAUCAGAGCAGAAGAUGGAUGUGUUUGAUCUCAAACAGUUUAUUGGAGCACAACAUACAGCAGAUGAAGUUCUUCAGAAUCUGUUUCCUGUGGUUAAAGAAUCCAGAUCAGUUCGGCUAUGUGGAUGUAAUCUCACUUCUCGGUCCUGUGAAAGUUUGUCUUCAGCUCUACUAUCCUCAAACUCUGUCCUGAGAGAACUGGACCUGAGUAACAAUGACCUGAAGGAUUCUGGAGUGAAGCUUCUUUCUGAUGGACUGAAGAGUCCAAACUGUCAGCUGGAGAUUCUGAGAUUGUCUGGCUGUAUGGUGACAGAGAAAGUGUGGAUCAUGGAGGAGAAUCCAGGAUUACAGCAGGACCAAAGAAAUCUCACACUGGAUCCAAACACAGCAAACACUGAACUCAGUCUGUUUGAAGAGAACAGAAAGGUGACACACAUGGAAGAUUCUCAGCUGUAUCCUGAUCAUCCAGACAGAUUUGAUUAUUAUUAUCAGGUGUUGUGUAUAGAGAGUUUGUGUGGACGCUGUUACUGGGAGACUGAGUGGAGUGGACAUGAUGGUGUGGAUAUAUCAGUAUCAUAUAAGAACAUCAGCAGGAAGGGAGCGGGUGAUGAGUGUGUGUUUGGAUGUAAUGAUCUCUCCUGGAGUUUGAUCUGCACUCACUCCACUUACUCAUUCAGACACAAUAACAAAGAGACUCGAAUCCCUGUGAAGCCCAUCAGCAGGAGAAUAGGAGUGUAUGUGGAUCACAGAGCAGGAACUCUGUCCUUCUACACCGUCUCCAGAAACACAAUGAGACAUAUACACACAGUCCAGACCACAUUCACUCAGCCGCUCUAUCCUGGGUUUAGGGUUUAUUAUUAUGGAUCUUCAGUGAAACUGUGUUGAUGAAUCAGAAGAGACUGACGGGAGAUUCUACCCAUAAUGCUUUGAGCUGCAUGAUAAAUCAGUGACAGUGAGAUGUUAUAGAGUCUCUUCAUGACAUUAAUACUGCAGCUGAACUUCUGUCACUGAAAUAACAGUCAGAAUAAAUGUCAGUAAUCCUCAUAUAGACAGUGAGAU